Cinclus cinclus is the source of this 1518-nucleotide messenger RNA. It is a transcript of the gene PAAF1, whose product is annotated as proteasomal ATPase associated factor 1. Gene Ontology annotation, molecular function: protein binding. The coding region runs from base 4 to 1182 and encodes 392 amino acids. The record is from RefSeq and is a predicted model, not a curated record. The transcript is spliced from 12 exons. Lineage: Eukaryota; Metazoa; Chordata; Aves; Passeriformes; Cinclidae.
ACGAUGGCGGCGACGCUGCGGAUCCAGAGCGACUGGAGCCGGGCGUUGAGCAGGGACGAGGGCGAGGCCUGGCUGAGCUGCCGCAGCCCUGGGAAGCCCACCCUGUAUGGCAGCGUCACCCGGCGUGGGCUCAGCUCCGACGGCAUCCCAGACAUCGUGGCCUCCGAGGGAUUCGUGGUCGGGGAAGUCACCAAGAAAAGCAUCCUCAUUUCCUGUCCUCAUGAAAAUGUGUCCACAAAGUUCCUGGCUCCAUACACAAGUUUUUCUAGGAUUCAUCAGAAAAGUAUUACCUGCCUUGAUAUUUCCAGUGGUGGAGGACUCGGUGUGUCUACCAGCACGGAUGGGACCAUGAAAAUAUGGCAGGCUGCAAAUGGAGAAAUAAGAAGACUUUUGGAAGGCCAUGUGUAUGAUGUGAAUUGUUGCAGGUUUUUCCCAUCGGGCCUCGUGGUUCUGAGUGGGGGAAUGGAUGCCCAGCUAAAGAUCUGGUCAGCAGAAGAUGCCAGCUGUGUAGUAACAUUUAAAGGUCACAAAGCAGGUAUUUUGGACACUGCCAUUGUGGAUCGGGGAAGAAAUGUCCUGUCCUGCUCCAGGGAUGGCACUGCCCGUCUCUGGGACUGUGGGAAAUCUGCCUGCCUGGGCGUCAUUGCUGACUCUGGCUCUCCCAUCAAUGGCAUUGCUGUGGGCACUGCUGACAACUCCCUGAACCUGGGCACACCUGAGAAACCUCCCAGUGAACGUGAGGUCGGGACAGAAGGGAAAAUCCUGCUGCUGGCUCGAGAGGACAAGAAGCUUCAAGGAGUGGGACUGCAGAGCAGGCAGCCAGUGUUCCUCUUUGUUGGAUCUGAUGCCUUCAACUGCUGCACGUUCCUGUCAAGCACCUACUUUCUGGCAGGGACUCAGGAUGGGAACAUCUACCAGCUGGAUGUGAGAAACACAAAUACUCCAAUCCAGGUGAUCCAUAGAUCAGGAGCACCAGUGCUUUCCCUGCUCCCAUACCGAGAUGGAUUUGUUGCCAGCCAAGGGGAUGGCACCUGCUUCAUUGUUCAGCAAGACCUGGAUUAUGUCCUGGAUCUCACCGAGGCUGACUGCGACCCCGUGUACAAGGUGGCUUCUUGGGAGAAGGAAAUCUACACGUGCUGCAGGGAUGGGAUAGUGAGGAGAUACCAACUUUCUGACCUUUAAGUGGUUGAAGGGGCCAUAUAAAGGAGAAUCGUGUCGGAAAGGCUCUUCCAGGCUCAUUUUCCCAGGAUGUGUAUGUACGAGUUUGAGGUGGUUGUCAUGAUCAGGCUCCGUACACAGUGUUUUUGUAGCAGGUCGUAUUUUUUUUUUCCUACUGCACAACUGGGAUCAAUUUUUAAUGUGGAGAGGAUCUUGUGUUGCAAUGAUGUUGUGGUUGCAUUUCUAGUGCUGAAAAAAAUGCUGUUUGUACUGGGGGGAAAUAAAUAAAUUAAGGGGAAGAGGGGCGUGCAGUGAAAGUGACUGUCACAGUAUGGAGUGAAAUAAACCGCUGCUUUGAUA